AGAGAGAGAAAGUCAUAACGGCCACAUCAAAUCCUAACUGCCAAACGAACAGAGCAGUGACCGCGUCCACUCUCUGCACCGCGAAACUCGCCAGCUGUCGGUCCUUAUGGGUCCGUCUCUAUAUAAACCCCUCAACGGUUUCUCCUACUUUCCCUCAAACCAAACGCUUUCAACUUUCCCGCCCCACCCUCUCUCCUCCUCCUUCAAACCAGAUCCUUCAGAGAAUUCCCGAGAAAUUGAACGGAGACUUGUUUGUUUUCUCAGAGAAAAGAAAACAAUGGCGACUGUUGCAUUACCUCCUCCUCAACCUAUCGAGCCUCAGAAGAAGAACAGAAUCCAGGUUUCCAACACCAAGAAACCGCUCUUUUUCUACGUCAAUCUUGCUAAGAGGUACAUACAGCAACACAAUGAGGUUGAGCUUUCUGCUCUCGGAAUGGCGAUAACAACUGUUGUCACUAUUGCUGAAAUUUUGAAGAACAAUGGACUAGCUACUGAAAAGAAAGUUUCAACUUCCACUGUUGGCAUGAAAGAUGAGAGUAAAGGACGCCUGGUCCAGAAAGCCAAGAUUGAGAUUGUGCUUGGUAAGUCAGAGAAUUUUGAUUCUCUUGUGGCUGCUGCUACUGCUGCGAUUGUUGAGCCAGAACCAGAGUCUGAGCCAAAGCCGGUGCAGGAGGUGUCUGAGCCAAAGACAGAGCAGACUAAUGAUGAAAAUAAAUAGAGAACAUUGUAGAGAGAAGCCUUUUCGAUCCUUUUUUUUUUUCGUUCUUUUGGGUAGUUUUAACAUUUUCAUCAUUCUUUGUUGUUACUCUCUGCCUAACUAGAGAGAUUGAAAUAGUUAGGUAAGUAGAGAAUAAUAGCAACUUAAAAUGAAUGGCAUCUCCAAUUGCACAUUCUUUGCUGUACUUUACUAUCUGUUGUCUCAUUUUCUGUGAGAGUGUUGUAAAGGUUUUCUCUGGCAUCAUACUGUUCCAUUCUGGAUUUUGAAUUACCGAACAUGUAUGAAAUGUAUUUUGUUCUUUUUCUUUCAAUAUUGAAUUUUACUGAAUUGUGAC
Molecule: messenger RNA, 1052 nt
Organism: Cannabis sativa
Lineage: Eukaryota; Viridiplantae; Streptophyta; Magnoliopsida; Rosales; Cannabaceae
Exons: 5
Coding region: 107-718 (203 amino acids)
Cellular component (GO): nucleus
Molecular function (GO): RNA binding
Source: RefSeq, a predicted model, not a curated record